GUCAGUAACCAAAAGAAUCAAUCUCACGAUUUUUACAUCACAGCCUGCAUGUGGUCUCCAAAAAAUUAUUGUAGGUUAGAGCUGGCAAAAAGUAAUGGAAUCGAUGCGCCAAGCACAUGCACUGAAAAACAACCAAAUGUUCUACUUGCCGUGGCUUUUGCUUUGUCCCCUCUUAUCCCCCCAGCAGAAUCAUCGGUCGUGCCAAAUAGCACCGAAGCAAAAGAUUUCAUACUAUUGGCUUGUCUUUGGAGUGGUGCCAAUCCACAAUAGUAUUAAGGGAGAGCACUAAUCCUGAUUGUGUGAGCCAACAAAAGAGUGAGAAAGGCACACAAUAGUAUUAUAUGAGAGUACCAAUCCUGAUUUUGCGGGCUAACAAAAGAGUGGGAAAGGCAGAGCACAAAGCACAUCCAGCUCAGUAUAUGCCCCAGAAAGAACAAAGCUCAAUUGGUGCCACCAUGAACUUAGCCAGUGGAGUAUAUCUACUCUCCAGCCUCCAGGAAUUAUAAGAGGAGCCUCCGCACACGCUGCACAUCGGCGUUUCUCUGUUGGUCCAUCUCAAGAUGAGGAAAGGCGCUUUCGCUCUCUUUCUCCUCCUGCUCACCUUUGCUUCCCAUGACGGAUGGUGUUCCGCAGCUGCGAGGAGCGCCAUGGCUGAGGAGGAUGCAGCACAUCAUCAUCUGAGGCCUCAUCACCUUGAAACCCAAGGCAAGAGUCUCCUGGAGAUGCAGAGUCCCAGGAAGGUUGGGCGGGCGACGGGUGGUGCCGGAGCAGGCGGCGGCGGCGGCGGCAGGAACACCGGUGGCGGAGCCACGGACACGAGGCCACACAACGGCAAGAACAUUGCCACGGCGCUGCCAGCUCCAGCGACCUCCGUCCUGGCGCUGGUUUUCACCACCAGCACCAUUCUUCUCUCCGCGCUCAGCUUCUGAAGUUCAAGCACCAGUAUUCGUCCAGUGUUGCAGUUUCAGAAAUUGUUUGCCUGAUGAUGUUUGUCGGUAUCGGAAUGGUAUGAUGUUUGCUGGCUACUACUAUUAUUUGUCCUGUAUGAGUGCUUCCUAAGUUGUUGAAUUGCCUGUAUACUGGGUUCGUACUAGUCAUAGAGACACUAAUAAAUCAGGGAAUGAAAA
Molecule: messenger RNA, 1127 nt
Organism: Triticum aestivum (bread wheat)
Lineage: Eukaryota; Viridiplantae; Streptophyta; Magnoliopsida; Poales; Poaceae
Exons: 2
Coding region: 561-929 (122 amino acids)
Source: RefSeq, a predicted model, not a curated record